Astyanax mexicanus (Mexican tetra) is the source of this 8564-nucleotide messenger RNA. RefSeq names its product A-kinase anchor protein 2. The coding region runs from base 234 to 4013 and encodes 1259 amino acids. Gene Ontology annotation, cellular component: membrane. The transcript has 12 exons. Gene Ontology annotation, biological process: regulation of cell shape. NCBI's taxonomy places the organism in Eukaryota, Metazoa, Chordata, Actinopteri, Characiformes, Acestrorhamphidae. The record is from RefSeq and is a predicted model, not a curated record.
CUGGCAGGCACAUGGCCAGUGAAUGAGAAGAACUUGCCCUCAGCACACAGUCAGUCUUACUGGAUUGGAGCGGUGUGUGAUUGAGUGAGGGAGUGUGUGUGUGUGUGCGCCUCCAUCAGUACCUAACCUACUGCCCUCACCCUCACACACACUCUUACACACUCGCUGGGACAGUGUACUGGGACGGUGUACCGGGACGCUGUAUCUGAGACGUCUACCUUUGUUUUUCCAGGAUGGCCGAGGCCGAACUUCACAAAGAGAGGCUUCAAGCUUUGGCGGAGAAGCGGAAAAGGCAAGCAGAGAUUGAGGAUAAAAGAAGACAGUUAGAUGACCUUGUCCUGCAGCUUCAGCAUCUCAAGUCCAAAGCUAUGAGGGAAAGAUGGCUUCUGCAGGGAACUCCAGCAGGACCUCAUGAGGACAACGAGGUACGGAGGAAACAGGUGGAGCAGGAUGAACUUCAUGUCAAGAAACUAGAGGACACCAUUCACAGAUUGGAAUCAGAGAUCAUUCACUUGGAAAAUGAAGAAUCGCAAAUAUCCGCCAAAGAGCAAGUGCUGCGAGAGAGGCUGCGGGAAACAGAGCGCUCUAUUGAAGACCUCCAGAAAAGUCUGCAGAACCAAGAUGGAGAUGCAGUGAAUUACAUCUGUUCCCACAUCCCCGACCUUCCAGAGCUGAACUCCCAAACUCCAGCCACGGCUUCAGGGGACCACCACCUCCCAAGGAAACCUGCGCUAUACGCCAUGGAGAUCAGCGUGGAGAAGGACCUGAAGACGGGCGGCACCAAGAUCCUGUCCGCCUCUCCGGUCAGCCCUGAGGAGGCCCACCAGAGAGGCGUCAAGGUCUACGACGAUGGACGCAAGGUGAUCUACGAGGUGCGCUCUGGGGCUUCCACCACGCUGGAGAACGGAGUGCACCCCUGGAGCUCGGACAAAGUUGAGGAACUGAUGGGGCGCGUGGGCCAGAGCCACCAGCGGCCUGACAACACUCGGGUCAUCGUCACGCCGGCGGGUCCAGAGGUAGUGAUAGACACCCAGCAUAGCUUCAGGGAGCAGACCUUGCACAAGGAGGACAAGCUGGAGAUGGUCCGUGGACAGCAGGGCAAGGCACAGGCAACCGGCCAGGUCCGGCAAAACUACGAGGGCCAGGUGAUGGAGACUCCCGAGGCCACGGCCGAGAAGCCAGUCACCAUGAUCUUCAUGGGUUACCACAGCGUAGAGGAUGAGGAGGAAAGCAAGAAGCUGCUAGGCUUCGACGGCACCAUAAAAGCCGAGAUUGUGCUCAUUGAUGAGGACGACGAGAAGUCCCUGCGAGAGAAAACGGUCACCGACAUCUCUACGAUCGACGGCAACGCAGCCGACCUUGUGUCGGGCCGGCCCCCGUCCGAAGCCACCGAACUGUCUUCCGAGGGCAAGGACGAAAGCUCGGCCAAGGAGCCGCCGCCCGCAGGCGGUGAGAAGGCUCGCUGUGUGCUGCUGACAGCGGAGAACGGCCUGUUCCCGGUUCCUAGACCUUCACACAGCCCGCCGAAACCCACCAGGAUUACAGAGGAUGACAGUGAGCUGAAGUGCGAGAAGAGCCUGAAGAGUGUCACUUUCCUAGACCCAAUCAGUGUUAACUCCAGCGGAAACAUGGAACUUGAGACCCAAAAUGAUAACCAUCCAACGAGUGGGCAGAACGGCGUGAGGCACAGAGGAGAAGCGCUGGACAGUGAAGUUGCCCAGGAAAUCCGUUACCUCGACGAGGUGCUUGAAGCCAACUGUUACGACCCUGCAGCAGAGAUGACUUCAAAUGGAACUUGCUCCCCUGAGCUCCAGGCAAUCAGUGUAGAUGGAACUGGGCCAUCUGUUCACGUUUCUGACGUGUCGUCUGCAAUUAGUCAUGAAGUAAUCGUAGAGGGGCAAAAACAGACCACCUAUGUUGAGGACAAUCUGAAUAGUACCAAACCAAACGGUCAUUCAAGAACGAUGAGUGACGAUAGCGACAGGUCACCUGAGACCGGAACAACCAUUAAGAAAGAGGCGCGUUUUGAGCUUCGAGCUUUCCAUGAAGAGAAAAGGCCAUCCAAGCUUUUUGACACACCAACAGACAAAGAAAUACGGGUGAAGAAGGUCAGGCCUUCGGAAGAGGUCGCAGAGCUAGAGAAAGAGCGAUUGGAACUCAUCCGAGAACAAGCAGUUAAGAAAAAUCCAGGGAUUGCAGCAAAAUGGUGGAAUCCCCCACAGGAAAAGUCCCUGGAAGAUGAGCUGGAUCCAGAAAAAUUGGAGUCACUCAGAAAGUAUGAGGAGAGAAAGCAGAAGAAACCUGAAGUUCACAGAGUUUCCCAAACCUCCCCCAAACAGACAGUCUCUUUUGCCCAACCUGAGGUAGGAAAUAAGGAAGACAUUGUUGUUCAGGGCAUUGACUUUUCUUCAGCACGCCAACAGUUCCUUCAAAUGGAACAUAGCAAACAACAGCAACAACACCACCAGCCAGCUGUCAAAAGAAGUGUGGCUCCUCAGAUUUACUCCGCCAAACCUUUUUCCAGAAACACAGAUUUUGAGAAGUCAGGCAGUUCCAUAACAGUCACUGGCCACAGUAGCCGGGUUCUUGUGGAAGAUGGUGGAGAAAUGAGCAAGGAGAGUGAGGUGAAAAACGAUGACUUUACCUGUGCCCGGGCAGUGAUGACUAUCUUCAAGGAUGAAGACUCUGAUUUGUACCAGAGGUCCAUGAACAGCUCUUACCAUCCAGAGGAGAUUGACUCUGGAUUGGAUGACCUGUCCCUAAGGUCUCAGGACACCACAGUCCUUGAGACCCUGUCCAAUGACUUCAGCAUGGACAACAUAAGUGACAGUGGUGCCUCCAACGAGACCAUGAGUGCCAUCUUGGAAAACUCCCUGGGGGACUUCUCCUUUCCUUGUACUCCAGUGGCCACAACACCUAUCAAUGGGAAACUGGAGGGUGGUACAAAAUCACCAGGUGACCAGGGCAGUUCCUGUAUUGGAUCUGACAGCCUGACGGAGGAGGAGCUUGAAUACCAUGCAGGUAUUCUGGUUCAAAACGCCAUCCAGCAAGCGAUUGCACAUCAAACCGAGAAGUGGCAACCACUCCAGGCCAUCCAGCAGUCCUCCCCGAUCUCUGAGAGGCACAUGGAACUUUCUGAACCCUCACCCUUGCCCUCACCCUCACCCUCACCAGCAGUACCUGAAGAGAAAUCUCCACAAGUGUCACCACCGAAAGAGUCCUAUCGUACGGAAGAAAAGAAGACGUCCCCUCCUAAAAUUACUGUGCAGGUUCCUGCAGUUCGAGCCACCCCAGCAAUCCCAGUGAACACAUACAGACCCCCGAGUCCUUCUCCGCCACCAUGUGAGAAGCCAGAGUUCAGUUAUUUCAGUAAGUACUCAGAGGCAGCGGAGCUCCGAAGCACAGCGUCGGUGACCCGUGCCCAGGACACAGAAGUCACUGCAGGGCCUUUCAAGCUGCGCUCCCGCAAGCAGAGGACUCUAUCUAUGAUCGAGGAGGAGAUUCGAGCAGCCCAGGAACGAGAGGAAGAACUUAGGAGGCAGCGCCAGGCCCAAAGCAUUCGUCCCAACCCCAGUGCCAUUGCCAAGCAGAAGACAAACAGCCUUCCAGCCAAACUAGUCCUUACGGGGAAAACAGCACCAGGUAAAAUCGAGAAGAUCCGUGUCCCUCCUCCAGUCUCCCCUUCUUCCUCCAACGGUGCCCCCUCCCCCCUUUCUGAUUUGGGCAGCGACGACUCAGGUGGGAGCCAGAGGCCUAAGAACUUCAUGCAGACUCUGAUGGAGGAUUACGAGACACAUAAAGUCAAGCGUCGGGAGAAACAAGAGGACAAUAGUUACGCCCGCUUAUUGCUCUCUAGUGAUGUUACAUCUGAGGUUCUGGAGGCGACACGAGUGACGCGCAGAAAAAGCAACAUGGCUCUACGAUGGGAGGCAGGAAUCUACGCCAAUCAGGAUGAAGCUGAUGGUGAAGAAGAGGAGGAGGAGGAGGAGGAGGAGGAGGAAGAAGAAGAGUAAAUUAAUCCAUCCCACAUCAAAAAGAGAGGAAAAAGAGAACAGAUCUGGGACGGAGAUGAGACGCGACUACGAGUAUUUAUUCUGAGUUUAUACUGCAGGAGAAAAUCACUGAUUUAAGAAGCUGCACUGGAGCUUCGUUCAUCCAGUGAAGCUACAGAAAAAAACAAUCAUUGCUCAGAGGAAACAGAGGAGCAGCCUUAACACAGAGAACUCUACGCGACGACAAUAAGCCCCGGACGUCCAAAUCCUAUAGUGAUAAUACAGUAGUGCUUUCUGUUUCUUCCCUCAUUUCCAAGCUUUGUUUUUUUUUUUGUUUCCUGUUGGAUAAGGAUGGGGUGCGAUAGGUUGGGAAAAUGUGCAAAAUUAAAGAAUAUACUUUUUUUGUUGCUUUUUAUAUAUACUGUAGCUGGGUGUUGAUUUAAUGAAGUGACAUUGAGCUGACAUUGCCAAGUGAUGCGUGUGGGUAUACAGUAUAAUAUAAAAUAAACAUAUGAAUAGAAAUUUAUGGUAACUGAGAUUAUGUGGCUAGGAAGCCAAGAAAGAAUGAAGUAGAUGAUGAGUAUGCCAGGAAAAAAAACAUAGAUUUGGUAGACAUAGAGCGAUAAGAGAUUUUUACAGUACAGGAAAGAUAUUGCAAUACAUGUGAUCACAGUGAAAAUGCAUCAGAAGCAUACAAACUGCUAUUUAAAUACCGUCCCAUAUACUGAGUGAAGUGACUUUUAUUUAAAAUAUCCUGCAAUUCAUCCAAUAAAACCAGACUGAUUAUGCUUUUUUUUAAUAACAUCUACAGGUGUCCAUGAUAUGCUUUAAAAAAGUAAAUUGUGAAGAUUUGGCUCUUUCAAAUUGGGGCACUUGUUUUUAAAACAUAAUAGAAUUUACUAUGGAAAAACUGUCAGUUUGAUUUUUGAUAGUCUAGAAAGAAAAAAAACAUAAAAAUUCUAAAUUUUAUAAAUCGGUUCCAAACCCAAUAUGGAGGUGGUUUGAAAAGCUUUUUAGUUUAAACCAGAUUUCAAAGUGGUAUUUUUUGAGUCAAUUAAAAUACCACAAACAUGUCAGGUCAAAAUCCAGUGUGAUAGAAGCGCGAAGAUGGGUUAGUGAUGUGCAUGCAACAGAUAUGAUUUGAGAAAUGAAUCCAAAUUGCCUGCAGUGUGAACACAAUGCAAAAAUCCAAAUUUACAGUGAAUUCAGAAUUUUCAAAAAUCUGAAUUUUGCAGGAUUUGUGUAUGUUGGGCCAUAAUACAGUAAUCAGAAGAAAAGGAGGGUGUUAAGAUGUUAUAAUAAGGUUUAAAAUGAUUCAUUGUAGAGAAACUUAUGAACUUGUAGAGGAAAUUAAUAGAACAGCCAUCUGCCGUCGACUUGCCGAUUAACAUUUAGUGUUUUUUUCAAGCCAAAACAUUUGGAAAUGUUUUGCAUGGGCGAGUCCAAAAAUGUACAACGUUAUAGGAAGAAUGCAUCAAUGAUUAGUGGACUCCCUCUUAACAUCCUUCCAUACUAAAAGACUUUAAGCAGUAGAUAAUUUAUUAUCGAGCUAUGUUUGGACUGUUUGUAUUGUGUUUGGCAUUGUUUUAGCUGACAGAAUUAGAAUUUGUAAGCGCAAUACAGAAAAAUGCCAUUGUUAAAUUGUUAUACAGAAGCUUUGUAGAUCAUUAGAGACACACAAAUGCCUGAAAUGUUGGACAUACUCUAGUUUAAAAUUCAAAUCCAUUCUCAAAAUCCAUUCAUUUUGAAAAGAUAAAAAAAAAAUCUCAAUGAACUAGGAUCAUCCUCUUCAUCAUGUUCAUCAUGGAGAACUGCAACCAAGUUUUGGACAAGCUUUGGACGUGUGGAUUCUGGAUUUUUUGCCUUUUGUUCUGAGGCCUUUUUGGAGGCAGCCCACAUCCCACGAUACAAUCAACACAAUCAAGAACUGAAAAACUGGGAAAUAAAACCCAAUCCUGAGAGGAGGCAUAUCUGAAGAACACUGAACACUGUUCCUAUGUGUGUGUGUGCCUGUGUGUGUGUGUGUGUGUGUGUGUGUGUGUGUGUGUGUGUGUGUGUGGACUUUCAGAGAGUUCAGAACAGUCUUUGACUUGUUUUUUUAUACGCAUAAAUAUACAGCAUAACAUGAACGUAUUUAAUGGACACUUAUGUCCAUGUGUAAGGAAAAUAAUGUGUUUGUAGUUUCGGGAAUAGAUGCAACUAUUUCUUGAGGGCAAAAAAAAAAGAUGGGAUAAAAAAAAACAAGAUUUGAAAAAUUUGUACUGAAGUGACAUUGUUGAUUCAAUGCUUAUAAGUAUUUUUGUUUGUCUAUUUUUUGUUUGGUUGUUUGUUUUAUUGUUUUUUUUUUUCCAAAAGCCUUUCGUUUGGAUCGUUUUGAUGAGAAUGAAGUGAGUCUUACGAACUCUUGUAGCCACACUUACGUACAAUUUAAUGAAAAACAAAAAAACAAAAGAAGAAGACUUUGAAUUUGCAGGCAAUGGGGGUUUAUUUAAAAGAUUGUAUGGACAGAGUGGUGGUUUUAAACACCCACAGCAUAAGUGUGGGUGUUUGAAUUGAGCGUAGAGAAGCGUAUAAUUAAAUUUAAAAGUUGUGUUUGUUUUCUGACUGAUACACAAUGCAAAGCUACGGGAUAUUAAGCAGCAGGUAUAGCAGGAAUAGCUCAGUAAGGAUGUGAUUUUUUUUAUUGGGAUACUUUUGAUGUGUUAUGAGUUGGUUAGUAGAGAAAUAUUUUGAAUAUAAUGAAUGAGGGGGAAAUAUUUUUAACUGUGCAGUGGACUAUUUGCAUUGUACCUACGAAUGGGACAUAGUUUUAUGGAGGCUGGCAUUUUGCAUUUUAUUACCAUGUAUGUGCAUUUAUGGAAGUUGUGGCCUGUAUUUUUUAAGCUUGUGUGCAUAAUAUGAAUAUAUGUGUAUGAGUGUGUGUGUGUGUGUGUGUGUGGGGGAGAGUGCCAUGUUUGUGUGUGUGUGUGUGUGUGUGUUUAUGAUUGAUAUGAAGUAAUUGUGUGCACGCAAGUGGGUGUUGGAGCAAUAUAGCUACGUCUGGAUUGAACGUUUUCUAGAGGGUUCCAGAACAUAUGCAAAGGUCUUUAGCACAUCCUGAUCACUUCGAUCACUCUGAUCACCCUCAGUGAUUCCCAAUAACGUUCUGCAUGAACAAGUGAACAGGGGUUUAAAUUAAACGAUUUGCCAUAUUUGAGUAUAUGUGUAGUUUUUACGAGUAGUUGAGUGCACGAGUAACCUUCAUGUUCACAACUGUUUAUGGUGGUUUAUGCUGGCUAGGCCUGUCACGAUAACUAUUUUUUUGGUCAGAGAAAUAAUUGUGACCAAAUAUGUUAUCGCCAAUUUAUGACCAUUUAAUUGAUAAAUUGAUGAAUAAAUUUAACUAGAAAAGAAUUGUAGUUCAGCACCAAAUAGAUGAGUGCUAGUGAACAUGGCAGUGGGUUACAGCCUAAAGAACCUGACCUGAAGGAGUAGAUGGAGUUUGGUGACUGUUGGAAAAUGAAAUCCUAGGUCUUGGGCGUGUUUGAAAAUGAAUGGGAGUGAAUGGGAGGAAUGAGGGAUGAAAAAAUGACAAAAAAAUAGAUGAGUGUGGGUCGGCAUUGCUAUGGAUUAGAACUUGUGAACCUGCGUCAUAUAAGAACAUUUUGAGAAUGAGUUUGUUGGCUGUAAGAAAGAGAGGAGAUUGGGAUUGGUAGGGAUGAAGAUGAAUGGUAAUGAAUGGGAAUAAUGAGGGAUGAAAAGAAAACUACAAAUAAACGAGUGCAGGACAAAACUAUAGUAAAUAGUAAUGAUUUUCAGGACAGUGUAUAUGAGACAGUGUAUUUGACACAGAAGUACAGUAGAUAGGCAUGUACUUUUGUAUCUCAACUGAGAAACUGACCAUAGUACAACAGGUUAAAUUAUGUGUGAUGUUUAUUAUUAUAUAAGGAAACAAGCUCAGUAAAAAUGAAUCAUCAAAUGGUACAUUUGAUGAACAUUCUUAGCGCACUUGAUUUUUGAUGGUUUUCUACAGUGUUUUGCCAGAUCAGUAAUCAUGUAUUUUGCCUUUUUACAGUGCAUGCAGCCUAUGGUAUUUCUAUUGGAUGAAAAUCUCUGCAUCAAAAUAAUAACCUACAUGGAACUAAGUGCAUUCAGAACGUUUUUCAUUCAACAGCUCCAAUUAGUGCAGACAGUUCAAAAAUAUAUAUAUAAAAAAACAAACUGUACAACAUUUACAGAUAUGUAAAAACAGACACACCAAAAUCCAGUAUGUAAAGUGUGCUUUGCUUAUUUUUUGUUUGAAACACUUUUCUGUUACCAAGUUAAAAUUUUGCUGUUUGCAAAGUGAUUUUUUUUUUCUUUUUUUUUCUUUUUGCUGUUCAUUUUGGGAGAGAUACCAAAGCAGUUUUGAGGCGGGUGAUGUUUUGAGGCGCACGUGUUUUCCUUUCUUUAUUUUUUAAACCUUGUGUUAAUAUGUUAACCACUUAUUGUAUGUUAAUAUAUUCUGCUUAUGAUGUUUUAUAGUAAUUGUAAGGCUCACACUUAAACGCAUAUAUAAUUAUUUUCUCAUUAAAAAGAAAAUGCAGAAAUGUU